AUGGACGAUUAUUCGGAUUAUCUCACAAGCUUCACCGUGCGGCCGUAUCCUUACGGCGGAGAAGAUAAUGAUCCGUUUCCUUGCGCCGCCGCCUCUUCUGGACCGUCUAGGUCUAACGUUUAUGUCCGCUUCUCUCACCACAUCGACGACGAGGAAUUGUACGAGAUAGAGUCGCGAACCAUAUGCCUGAGCGAAGACGUGUUGGCGGAGGAAUCGGGAGACGACUGUCGGAGUUUCAUCGUCUCCGAAGGGCUGUGUUACUGGCCGAUUGACGCCGAAACCGUGCUUGACAUCGCCGACGAGGUGGUCAAGAAAGCGGUGCAGUUUAAGUGCAAUCUUCGGGUUGAGAUACGGUCGGUUAUACGAGGUUCCGACGACGACGCUCAAGAAACGUACGAGGAUGAUCGAGAUUCCGGCGCCGCCUCCUCCGGUGGCGGUUUGGAGGUGAAGUCGUUAAAGAGGAAGAGAAUAGCGUGCGAUGAGAGGGAUAGAUGUUGCGUUAUUUGCUUGGAGGUGUUAACGGCGGGGAUAGAUGUGGUGGGUGUUAUGCCGUGCAGCCAUUGCUCCUUUCACGACGACUGCCUCUCAUCUUGGCUCGAGAGAAGCCCUUCCUGCCCUCUCUGCCGUCGCAAGACCGCCGCCGCCGCCGCCGCGGCGUCGGAUUCUGGUUGUUAA
Molecule: messenger RNA, 675 nt
Organism: Ipomoea nil (Japanese morning glory)
Lineage: Eukaryota; Viridiplantae; Streptophyta; Magnoliopsida; Solanales; Convolvulaceae
Exons: 1
Coding region: 1-675 (224 amino acids)
Source: RefSeq, a predicted model, not a curated record